CGUAAUAAAUGUCAGGAAGAUAGUCAAAUCUGUUUUUUUUUUUUUUUGUUAAUUUCAUGAGAAGACCUACUUGGCAAGUGUUCACCUAAAUGUGAGAGCAUAAAAGGUUAAGCUCAUGGUACUGCACAGUCAGACAGCAACAGGAGUGAAGAACACUACACAUCAAGGAGAAAUCACUGCUAAAUAAACUCUACUAAUCCUUUCCAUUCGAAGCAGAAAUGAAUUCUGCAAUCCAGUGCAUCGUUCUUCUGGCCUGCAUCGCCAUCUGUACCUCAGCUAGUAUUAAGAACUGCCAGUGUGUCAAGACAACGCAAGCGGUAGAUCCCGCUCUCAUCACUGAUGUCAGAGUGCAUGAACCUCGUCCAUACUGCAGCAAACAGGAAGUGAUCAUCAUCCUGAAAGAUAAAAGCAAGGUCUGUCUGAACCCUGAGUCAGACUUCACCAAAGUAGUCCUGAACAUAAUGAAAAGGCUGAAGACCAUUGCUGACAAGAAGAAAAUAGUCAACCUAUAAACAACGACAGCAGCAACAGCAUCAUUGCAACAUGCAUUAUGUGGAUCAAAGCCAGAGUUGCUGUUCGUGUGGUUUUGAUCUGCUCAACAAAGGACUGAAACAGUUUUUAUGAUAAACAAAGUUAGCUUAGAGAGCUGUCAUCAAGUCUUAGUACACUGUGACUUUCGAAUCAGUGAGUUCUCUGUGUGUGAUGUAAUUUUAUGUAACAUAAUUUAGUUACUCUUUUAAAUUGACGGAUGUAAUUUGCUAUUUAUGUACAUUUAUACUUUUGAUUAUCACAGCAUUUAUUUGUAUACUUUGAAGGAUUUCAACAUGUAUAUUAUAAUUUUUUAAUAGCAAUAUGAGUUGUAUUUUUGUUUUUAGUUAAAAUUUUAAUGUACACUACAGCUAGUGAUGUUGUAUGAUGCCAUUGAUGGAAAUAUUUUAUAUUAAACCACAAUUAUAACAAUUA
Girardinichthys multiradiatus is the source of this 963-nucleotide messenger RNA. RefSeq names its product growth-regulated alpha protein-like. Gene Ontology annotation, cellular component: extracellular region. Gene Ontology annotation, biological process: cellular response to lipopolysaccharide; inflammatory response; antimicrobial humoral immune response mediated by antimicrobial peptide. Gene Ontology annotation, molecular function: CXCR chemokine receptor binding; chemokine activity. The record is from RefSeq and is a predicted model, not a curated record. The coding region runs from base 219 to 512 and encodes 97 amino acids. The transcript has 4 exons. NCBI's taxonomy places the organism in Eukaryota, Metazoa, Chordata, Actinopteri, Cyprinodontiformes, Goodeidae.